GUCCAAAUCCAAGAUGGUUGACAUGGGUUAAAAUUUUCAGGAUUUACAACUUUGAUAUAAAAGUCCGGACAUUAUAAGAUAAUCAGCAAUUAGAAGUCUCGUUUUUGGAAGUCCUGUAGUAGAAGAUGGACCGUAAUGUGAGAUAUGAAAUCUUACAAAAUGAAGAUGAACUGGUUCCAGCCCAGCCCGUGGCUCUAGCGAUGGUGGUGCCCCCUGGUGAGCAAGUUGAGGCUCCAAGACAAUCUUCUCCACCACCAGAAUACAGCAUGGAAGCUGAAGUACCAGGUCAUAGACCAGUAAAUGACCACCUGCCAGGAUAUGAUGUUGCCACAUCAUUGCCCACAUAUGCUGAAGCUGAGAGAACAAAGCAGGAAGAGGCUUUGAGACAACCACCACCUCCAAGGCAAACUCUUGCGAAUACAAUGUUUGGUGGUCCAAGUUUGGAAGAUGGACUGAACGAACAGCCUGACUCAAACAACAAUGUAGUACUACUCGGAAAUGACAUCACAUUUCUCUGUACCUUUAUGAUUGCAUUUUUGUUUAACUGGAUAGGAUUCCUAGUGUCUCUGUGCAUAUCUAGCACAAUUGCAGGAAGAUUUGGUGCUCUUUCUGGCCUUGGCUUAUCCAUUGUGAAAUGGGUAUUAAUUGUCAAGUCCAACAAAUGGGCAAGUGGCGUACUUGAAGGGAACAAUUCCUGGGUCUGGUGGCUGUUAGUAGUACUUGGUUUCUUGAUCUUCUUCCGAGGGUGCACACAGUAUAUCCGCAUAAAGUACCAGUGGGAUAAAAUGGGAGCUUACGCACGUCACAGGAUCUAUUACUACUUUUAACCUAACAUUGAAAAACUGGUCACAUUUUGAUAAUAUUCUCAUUAAAAAGAAAAUGAUCAGUCCCUUGGGAAUCAGUCUAGCAUACAGCUACAAGAAAACAGUCAUUUGGCUCAUGUUAAAAUUGAAAAUGUCGAGCAUUUUUGGGGCUUUAUGCUAGACUGUAUUUUGAAAAAAUAUUUAAAAAAUAUUUCCAGAAAUUAAGAAAUUCACCAAGCUAAGGUGCAAAACCACUUUUAUAGAUUAUAGGUGUAUAACUUAAUAAUAUUCUAGAGCUUUUGACAAGCUUUUUUCACAAUUACAAUACAAACUAAAGACUAUGUAGUAUAAUGGUGUAUGAAAGUGAUGUUUUAAAAGUAGAAAACAAAACAUUUUUGAGGCAGUGAAAACUAGUGCAGUUGUAAAUGUUUUACUAUUUGUUAAUUUUAUUGUUUGUUAUGUCUUGAAGGUUGUAGCCAGUAUUUCGAAAAUGAAUAAGAGAAAUUGUUUCGCAAAUGCCGACUUUACAAGGUGUCAAGGUAUUUCAUAUGACUGAAAAAAUACACGGGUAUUGGCGUGGAGUAAACAAUGACUAGAUGUAAAACUUGACUUUUGACUGGCUACAAUCGUAUAAAAAAAAGUAUUUUAUUAUGGGGAUUUGAAAUAUUUGCAGAAAUAUCUAUCAAAGUAUAUGAAAUCUAUUAUGAUGAUGUUAUGCUGGUAAAUUUUAACAGGAUGGACACUUUUUUAUUUUUUUUUGAUGGAUAAUUUGAAUAAAACCAAUGCAUCACUGUUGACUGUGCAAUCAAAAUAUUGUACAUGGUGUUUCAUAAUGACUGUCCCUAGUGAUGGGGCCAUAUGAUCUAGGAUUGACUGUUGAUCGGGAGACAGU
Messenger RNA from Owenia fusiformis, 1695 nucleotides. The record is from the annotation of a GenBank genome assembly. Lineage: Eukaryota; Metazoa; Annelida; Polychaeta; Sabellida; Oweniidae.